UCCCCCAAGAAGGCAAAGAAGAAGUCAGAGGGAGCCAACUCCAAUGUGUUCUCCAUGUUCGAUCAGUCGCAGAUUCAGGAGUUCAAGGAGGCUUUCACAAUAAUGGAUCAGAACAGGGAUGGAUUCAUUGACAAGGAGGACCUGAGGGACACAUUUGCUGCUCUGGGUCGCCUGAACGUGAAGAAUGAGGAGUUGGACGAGAUGAUCAAGGAGUCGGCCGGCCCCAUCAACUUCACCGUCUUCCUGACCAUGUUCGGCGAGAAGCUGAAAGGUACGGACCCUGAGGAGAGCAUCUUGAACGCGUUCAAAAUCUUUGACCCCGAAGGCAAGGGCAUUCUGAGGAAGGAUGACGUUGAGGAAAUGCUGACGACACAAGCGGAACGGUUCUCCAAGGAAGAGGUGGAGCAGAUGUUCGUAGCGUUCCCCCCAGAUGUGGCCGGUAACCUGGACUACAAGAACCUGGUGCACAUCAUCACGCACGGAGAGGAAAAGGAUCAGGAGUAGUCCCAGAGCUCAGUGGUCCGCCUGUAAGGUCCUUUCGCUUGUAAUGCCCACCUGUAUUGUUUACCUGUACCGUCCACCCACCUGACUACUAUAGGAACCUCGUUGCCCCCAACCCACCCCCCCACCACCCAGAUUGGGUCUUUAAAUUAUUCGUUGCUGUUGUGAUAUCUUAAAGGCACCAAAAGAGAGAGGGAGGGAGAGGGUGGCAACUCCCAGGCUAAGAAUAGGUGGAAUUCAUGCCUUGGGUAGAGCAUUGGUCGUAGCUUAGCAUAUUAGCUUCAUGUUACGAAACGUCGCAAAUUAUCCCCCCCCCCUGCCCACCCCCUGCU
Callorhinchus milii (elephant shark) is the source of this 833-nucleotide messenger RNA. RefSeq names its product myosin regulatory light chain 2, ventricular/cardiac muscle isoform. Gene Ontology annotation, biological process: cardiac muscle contraction; muscle cell fate specification; heart development. Gene Ontology annotation, molecular function: calcium ion binding. Lineage: Eukaryota; Metazoa; Chordata; Chondrichthyes; Chimaeriformes; Callorhinchidae. The record is from RefSeq and is a predicted model, not a curated record. Gene Ontology annotation, cellular component: cytoplasm; myofibril.